AUGAUUGAAUUGACGGAGCAGGAGCUGGAUAGUGACCCAUUGGAUGUGUUUACUAUUACCAGAAAGGUCGGAGAAGGCUCGUAUGGGUCUGUUCAUAAAGCUAUAUACAACCGCACAGGACAGGCAUGUGCAAUCAAAAAAAUCCCAAUCGAGAAUGAUUUAGAACAAAAUAUCAAAGAGAUUCAUACUAUGACGACAUUUGCGUCCGACUAUGUUGUGCAGUAUUAUGGCAGUUACUUUCUCGAGGAUGAGCUGUGGAUUGUUAUGGAGUUUUGUGCUGCUGGAUCUGUAUCCGACGUAAUGCGGCUUUGUGAUAUGUGUUUGGAAGAAGACAUGAUUGCUGUGAUUUGUCAAUAUGUACUUCGUGGUUUGUGCUAUUUGCACGAGAUUCGAAAAAUUCAUCGGGAUAUCAAGGCUGGAAAUAUCCUUUUAAAUGAGCAUGGCGAGGCUAAACUUGCUGAUUUUGGAGUAACAGGCCAGCUAACUGAUGCUGCGUCUAAGCGAGUAACUGUGAUUGGAACACCGUUUUGGAUGGCACCCGAGGUCAUUCAAGAAGACGGAUAUGGCACCAAUGCUGAUAUUUGGUCAUUGGGAAUUACAUGUAUAGAAAUGGCAGAAGGGAGACCUCCAUACUACAAUCUACAUCCAAUGAGAGCAAUUUUUAUGAUUCCAUCCAAACCCCCACCCAAGCUUGAAGCCGAAAACGAUUUUUCUGAAGGAUUUCGUAAAUUUAUUGCUAGGUGUUUGACAAAGAAUCCAGCACAGCGACCCUCUGCCAAAGAGCUGUUGGAGGUGAGUAGUGCUCUGAUGAGUUUGUUUAAAUAUCCAGUUUUUGAAUCUCACUCUACUUGA
Messenger RNA from Batrachochytrium dendrobatidis JAM81, 852 nucleotides. RefSeq lists its product as uncharacterized. NCBI's taxonomy places the organism in Eukaryota, Fungi, Chytridiomycota, Chytridiomycetes, Rhizophydiales. Gene Ontology annotation, cellular component: cytoplasm. The record is from RefSeq and is a predicted model, not a curated record. Bases 1 to 852 code for a protein of 283 amino acids. Gene Ontology annotation, molecular function: protein serine/threonine kinase activity; ATP binding. The transcript has 6 exons. Gene Ontology annotation, biological process: regulation of MAPK cascade; intracellular signal transduction; protein phosphorylation.